AUAUCUAUUCCUCACUAAAUUUUCAUUCUUCCCUCUCAGUCUCUCUGUAAUUUCAUUAUACGUUCCCUCUCACUCUCAUUCCUCUGUCCCGCUCUCUGGACUCCUCUGGCAUUGAAGAAUUUUCGCUAACAAUUCUCAUUGUCCCCCACGGUUGUUUUCGCCGACGCUCUCAAGCCUCCGACGCUUUUGCUCCGACGAGCCCUAAGAAACCCUAGACGGCGCCACCACAUUCAUCAGAAGAAUCGCCCAAGAGAGCUGGCGAAUCCCAUUGCUUUGUUUUUCAUUGUCGUUCAUCACCUGGAGUUGUAGCACCAAAGUGGUGCAGCAUUGUGUGACUAUUCGGAGUUACGAUGAUAAGCAAAAGCAUGCGGAGUGUGACAGGCUUCUUUGCACGAGAGUGGUCGGUUCAGUUAAUACGUCAAACACCUUGUUGUACUCUUACCUUGAAACUGUUCUGUGCUCAAGCGACACAAAACCAGGAUUCCCUGUCUCGGAGAAUCGAGAGACUCCCCAAAGGAGAACCCGUUGGCUCUGCUUUCCGCAGUUGGAUGAGAGAUGGCUUCCCCGUUCACGGCGGUGACGUCUUUCACUCCAUUAACCGGCUCAGGAAGCUGAACAAGAACAAACGCGCCCUUCAGGUGAUGGAAUGGGUAAUCAGGGAAAGACCCUAUAGACCUAGGGAACUGGAUUACUCUUAUCUUGUUGAGUUUACAAUUAAGCUUCAUGGGAUUUCACAUGGUGAGAAGCUUUUCUCCCGAAUUCCGGUUGAGUUUCACAAUGAGUUGCUCUACAACAAUCUAGUGAUUGCGUGCUUGGAUAAGGGUGUCAUAAGGCUUUCACUUGAGUACAUGAAGAGAAUGAGGGAAUUGAGGUUUCCCAUUUCGCACUUGGUUUUCAACCGUCUCAUAAUUCUUCAUUCCUCGCCAGGGCGCAAGAAGAUGAUACCCAAGUUGCUCACCCAAAUGAAGGCUGAUAAAGUUCCCCCACAUGUGUCCACCUACAAUAUUUUGAUGAAAAUAGAGGCCAGUGAACAUAAUCUCGAGAAUUUGUUGAAGGUCUUCUGUCGAAUGAAAGAAGCACAGAUUGAACCGAAUGAAAUAUCUUACUGCAUUUUGGCUAUUGCUCAUGCAGUGGCCAGAUUAUAUACUGCAACUGAAGCAUAUGUGGAAGCUGUGGAGAAGUCUAUUACAGGGAAUAACUGGUCAACAUUGGAUGUCCUACUUAUUUUGUAUGGGUAUCUAGGGAGCCAAAAAGAGGUGGAAAGAAUUUGGACCAUCAUUCAAGAACUUCCUUCUGUUAGAUCUAAAAGUUACAUGCUAGCCAUUGAAGCAUUUGGCAGGAUUGGACAGUUAAACAGAGCUGAAGAAAUUUGGUUAGAAAUGAAAUCAACCAAAGGAUUGAAAUCUGUAGAGCAAUUCAAUUCAAUGAUCUCUGUAUACUGCAACCAUGGAUUUGUUGACAAAGCAGCUAGAUUGUACAAAAUUAUGAAGACGAGUGGGUGUAAACCAAAUGCCAUAACUUAUCGUCAACUUGCUCUGGGGUGCUUAAGAUCUGCUGCUGGCCUCUGCUAGUGGUGUUGCAGGUGAGUACUGAACUCUGGCCUCUCGUGCUCUAAUUCCUUUAUAACCUAUUUCUGCUGAAUGGUCCUUGCCUCCAUUCUCUACUGUCCAUGAUACAGACCCUCUCAAGCCAGAACCUCCUCUCAACCAACCACAACCUCCAUCACAAGUUUUUCCAUCUACUUACUGAUUGUUAAUAGUGGCUUUCAAGAAUAGAAGAUUACAAUUGGGGUGAAUUUAGCACAACUGGGUGUUUUAUUGGAGAUAACAUGAUAAUUUAUUGGGCAUUGAUCCAUUCCAAAUAAAAAAAAAGGAUAAUAAUUAUAUAACAUUAUGCUUUCAUCUGAAUUAAUUUAAUUUUCGAAGUACUUUGUCAAAUUAUGUUUCAUUGCUCUUAGUGUAAUCAUGCCGGCUCUAUAUCUCGGCCAUAUAGUGGGACUGUCUAGCGCAGGCAAGCAUCCCUCAGUGAGCAAGCCAAGGAGGUAGCCAAAAAAUCAACUGGAUUUGCUAUCUCAAUGGAAAGAACACCCAUCCAAAAGUCUUGCAAUAUGGAUGAGUGGGAUAACACUAGCAUUUUCUAUCUCACUAUCAUCUAAUUACUGGAUUUCUUUUAUAUUGUAUUAGUGGAUGUAGAGAAGUUAUGAGCCAACAAAUAUUUUUUUUCAGUUUGAUUUAUAUAUUUACUCAUUUUCCUUUGGGGCAUACAUUUUUUUGAUGCAUUGCAUUUUUUUUUCUUUUGCAAAUCUAUUAUCAUCUUUUAAAUCUGAAGCUAAGUUAUAAUCCAUCCAAAGUAUCAGAAUUCUGAGAAGAGAUGCAAAUCACAUCCAAUUGAUGAGGCCAAACAUUAUAUAGUUCAAGAACUAAAGGGGUGUUCCAAAGAAAUAACUCAUCAUACUAAUUGAUAUGAAAAGGAUAUUGAAAGAUUCCAAGAGGCUUUUAUUUAUAGUAGUGAUAUUUUCCUAAUCAAUCAACUAAUUGCAUGAGUAAAUCUCAACCCUUGAUAACUUCCAAAUUAUUGUGUACUGUUGAUGACUGACUGUGUUGACCUAUUUGAUGCUGAGCAUGAAGUUCUUUCAUGAGUUUCUUCGGAAUUCUUUUGCCAUUUUAGCAUUUCGGCUUAGGUAGGUGAUAUAUUUUGGUUCAAACGACCUUUCUUUUUUUCAAAUACUUACA
This is a messenger RNA of Vigna radiata var. radiata (mung bean), 2732 nucleotides long. Its product is annotated as pentatricopeptide repeat-containing protein At1g07590, mitochondrial. NCBI's taxonomy places the organism in Eukaryota, Viridiplantae, Streptophyta, Magnoliopsida, Fabales, Fabaceae. The coding region runs from base 351 to 1571 and encodes 406 amino acids. Gene Ontology annotation, cellular component: mitochondrion. The transcript is spliced from 5 exons. Gene Ontology annotation, molecular function: protein binding. The record is from RefSeq and is a predicted model, not a curated record.